AUGUGGAGAAGCAGCGCGCCGCCCACAGAUUGUGGAGAAGCAGCGUCCAAGGUAAUUGGGCGCCCGGCGAUGUCCUGCGCUCCCGCCGUCUCCUUCUCCCGUCUGUGGACUCGAGCGGGAGAUCUUGCCGCCGGUGAAGGUGUGGAUUUGAGCGCCGAGAGGAGGCGUCGUGGGUUGUGGUCUAGAGUGGCCGGUGGAGGUAUGGAAUCGAGAGGAUGCAAAGCUGGGAGUGGAAUCGAGCGGCCGCGGCACGGCCUCGCGGCGGCGCAGUCAGCGGCCAACGCUCUGGUCAACGGCGGCAGAACAGAGGACCGAGAUGUCUGUGCAAAGCUGGAAAAUUUGCCUGUCCUAUCAAGAUGAGAAUCAACAACAUCAAGUUUUUGAACUAUUCAUCGAUAAAGAUAAUAUCUCCUUUUAUGAGUUAGUCCUAUUGAUUGAAGAAGUUGGCUACUCGCCGGCAUAUGAUUUCUUGUACUACAAGAAGAAAUACCCGUGCGGAAAAGGCUAUCUAGUUCGCAUUGAUAAUGACAUUCAUGUGAACAAAAUGAUAUCAGAACAUACCAAUGAGCAGAGGAUCGAGUUGUAUGUGUUGAGGGAGGAGGCCAACAUUGACGUUGCUCCAUCAGACCCUCACCAUGAGGUUGAUGGACCGGCUAUAAGAUUAGAGGAUGUCUUUGAUGAAGGAGCGGUGAAAACUAAGACGACGACGUCACAAAGUAACUGCAAUCUUAAGCUGAACAACUUGUUGGAAUUAUGCCCUAGAGGCAAUA
Molecule: messenger RNA, 770 nt
Organism: Hordeum vulgare subsp. vulgare (domesticated barley)
Lineage: Eukaryota; Viridiplantae; Streptophyta; Magnoliopsida; Poales; Poaceae
Exons: 2
Coding region: 1-360 (119 amino acids)
Source: RefSeq, a predicted model, not a curated record